This is a messenger RNA of Paramormyrops kingsleyae, 2526 nucleotides long. It is a transcript of the gene wdr55, whose product is annotated as WD repeat domain 55. Lineage: Eukaryota; Metazoa; Chordata; Actinopteri; Osteoglossiformes; Mormyridae. The record is from RefSeq and is a predicted model, not a curated record. Gene Ontology annotation, molecular function: protein binding.
GGCAGUGACGUACUUUUCUAUGUUUCUGUCAGGGGUACCAUGUUAAAUGCAGACAUGCAACACUUUUCUUAAAUGGAGACAAUGGUUAUUUAUGAUGAUUUAAUCUUAAGGAAAAGCACAUGUAUGAGGCCUCGUUAGCGCAGUAGGUAGCGCGUCAGUCUCAUAAUCUGAAGGUCGUGAGUUCGAUCCUCACACGGGGCAGUGCUGUUUUUGCUUGGAUCGUAAUCAAACACACUUUAAUAUUCAAACUAAAUAUUCUUGCUUAGUGGGCUCCACAGUAUUGGAGCGGUACAGAACCUGCGCUUCCGCCGCUAGACACGUCAAUCUGAUAAUCUGAAGUAGCAUGGAAGAUCUUGAUGCUUCUGUGCUGUCGGAUAAAUCUGAUGCUGAAAACGAAAGCGACGAGGAAGAUGGGGCAGAGGAAUCUCCAGAGCCCAGGAUUAGGGAGACUCCCGAAGAUAUCAAAUUCGAUGCCAUCGUGAACACCCUGGCUUUUCACCCGACGCGGGACAUCCUUGCCGCCGGUGACAUCGAUGGUGAUAUCUAUGUAUACUCCUACUCCUGCACAGAAGGGGGAAAUAAGGAGCUCUGGUCAUCAGGACACCAUCUUAAGUCGUGCAGGGAGGUAGCCUUUUCCCAAGAUGGGCUGAAACUGUUUAGCGUGUCUAAGGACAAAUCCGUUCAUAUUAUGGAUGUUGAGGAGGGAAAGCUUGUCACCCGCAUCCCAAAGGCUCACAGUGUUCCCAUCAACUCCUUGCUGGUAAUCGAUGAGAACCUGUUGGCAACUGGGGAUGAUUGUGGCGCCUUGAAGGUGUGGGACAUGCGAAAGGGGACGGCAUUCAUGGACAUGAAACACCAUGAGGAUUACAUAAGUGGCAUCACCAUUGACCAGGCCAAGAAGAUCCUGUUAACCUCAAGCGGUGAUGGGACUAUGGGUGUGUUCAACAUCAAGAGGAGGCGCUUUGAGCUGCUCUCUGAGUUCCAGGAUGGGGACCUCACUUCUGUGGCCAUCAUGAAGCGUGGGCGAAAGGUUGUUUGUGGUUCUAGCGAAGGCAUGAUCUACCUCUUCAACUGGAAUGGCUUUGGUGCCACUAGUGACCGCUUUGCGAUCAAGGCAGAGUCGGUGGAUUGCAUCGUCCCCGUCACCGACAGCAUUUUGUGUAUCGCAUCCAUGGAUGGCGUAGUCAGGGCGAUCAAUCUUCUGCCGAACCGCGUUCUGGGAAGUGUGGGCCAGCACAUCGGGGAGCCCAUUGAGCAGAUUGCCCGUUCACGUGACGCACGCUUCUUGGCCAGCUGCGCCCAUGACCAGCAGGUCAAAUUCUGGGAUAUCUCUGGCCUUCCCGCCAUGAUGGUGAGCGAUUACCGGCAGAAGAAGAAGAAAAGCGGCAACCUCAAGUCCCUGAGCAAGAAGGCCUUUGGCGUGGGGGACGAUUUUUUCUCUGGGCUCGCGGAGGAGACGGAAGUGAAAAAAGAAGAAAAGGAGGACGAGAGCGAAGAAGAGAGUGACAGCGAUAGCGAUAGCGACUGAGACAGCGACAGUGACUGAGACAGUGACAGCAACAGUGACAGCACUGAGGCCUCGCUGCAGAUGAACACAGGCCGUCUGUACGGGACUGGAUUGUUAGAGUAACCGGAGAAAUUCAGCAGGAUCUGCAGAAAAUCAGAGGAGCAAAGUCUAUAAAGAGAGAUCAACAGAUUUCAGAAGCUCAAACUGCUGGGAAGUUUGGUACAGCCACAGUGGCUGAUCUUCCUGCAUUUUCUAAAAUUUGUUUCACAAACAUCUUCCCCAAAUGGCUGGGAAUAAAAACCUCUAAGUUGUGGAGUAAUGAUGUUUUGCAGACGUGUGUGUAUAGGGGCUGAUAGAUCUUCUUCACAACACUGGUUUUCAUUAGGUCUUUCCAUCAAAAACAAAGGUUUCUGGAAUGGUUUUCCAGAAGAUCGAGUAAAUGCAGCAUGAAAAGUGCAGCAAGUUCCGCUAAUUAUCAGUGGCAGUGCACACCGAUAGUCCUUCAAAACCAUUUCCGACUUUUUUUUGCGUUUUUUUUUUUUUUUGGGCAGUAUUUCAGUCUGAGGGGGGAAAAGGCUCAUCAAUCAGAAGUUCAUCUGGAGGUAAAUCAGGAGGGCCAGCACCUCUUGGAGACCAGGGCUAAGAAAGCUGGUGGAGUGAGGAGAUGCCAGCCCAAGGGAGCGGGGCAGCGUUUAGCCCUGUGUGGCGUGUCUCAGGGGUCAGAACCUGCAUAUCAGCUUGGAGGAACAAAUUUACUAAAUCUGUUUGCUGUCACUGUCAAUUGAGGAUAAAUAUUUUUAAUUGUUGUUGGGUAAAUAUCAGUGAAGUAAUCCCCCAGAAUUAAAAUGUCUCUUCUUAAGAAGCUUACGUAUUAUUCUUUUUGAGUUUGCGCUAGACUACUGGAUUGAUACAAACAAUCUAUAGCUAGUAAAGAGUAAUUAUUACAGCAAGUGAACAUUUUACAAUAAACACUAUGGCUUUAUGUGCUGGUGACAAUAAAAAUGUAUCCCAAAGCUACA